This is a messenger RNA of Oldenlandia corymbosa var. corymbosa, 1740 nucleotides long. NCBI's taxonomy places the organism in Eukaryota, Viridiplantae, Streptophyta, Magnoliopsida, Gentianales, Rubiaceae. The record is from the annotation of a GenBank genome assembly.
GUCACUGGUCAGUUGAGUCACUAGUAGAAAUACCAUAAAAGAAGGAGAAGCAACAAGUGUGUGAAAUGUGAUGGCCAACUUUUUUUGCCUUUCUUGAUUCUGCCCUCUACUCUUCUUCUAUAUAUAUUUGGAAACACCAAAACAAAUUACACCCUUCUCAUUCCCAUAAAAUUUAAAAAGAAGACAGGAGGAAGGGAUCAAUAAGAGAGAUAUCGAAUUUGGUUUUGGCCUGGAAAUUAAAAGAAGCAAUAAUAAGAAUGGGGGAAGAAGGAAUUAGCAGGUUGAAGAAAAGUAUAGAAGAAGGGAGAGUGGGAAUAGGGAUGGUGAUGGUACAAGUAAUAGCCACCGGGUUGCAACUUCUAUCGAGACUAAUACUGAACCAAGGCACUUUUGUGUUUGCUUACAUGUUUUAUCGUCACAUUGUUGCAGCUCUUUGUGUUCUUCCCUUUGCUCUUUUCUUCGAAAGAGGUAAGGGACUGAAGUUGAUCAGAAGCAGCUGGCGGGUUCUCUCUUGGCUAUUUGCAGUUGCACUCACCGGGAUAACAAUGGCGAUGGGGCUGUUCUACUAUGGGUUACGAGACACGACGGCAACAUACGCCACCAACUUCCUCAACCUCAUCCCCAUUGCCACCUUUCUCUUCUCCACCAUCUUGGGAUUUGAGAAACUGGGGAUAAACACAAGAAACGGGAAAGUGAAGAUAAUGGGGGCGAUUCUGUGCCUUGUGGGAGCGCUGGUGAUUGUUUUCUACAAAGGCAAAGAGCUGUAUUUGGUUCGCCAUCCCCUCUUGCUGGACUUGGAGCACCACCACCACCACCAUUCUCCUUUGCUUCAAAUGCGACACCCUCAUUGGGUCCGUGGCACCAUUUUCUUACUCUGCAGCUGCGUUUCCUAUGGUUUGUGGUUCAUCACUCAGGCAAAAUUGAUCGGAAUAUACCCACACAAGUACUGGGCGACAUUUUACACAAGCCUCAUAGCAUCGGCCCAACAAGUCCUCAUUGGAUUGUACAUAGAUAGCUCCAAAUCUGCCUGGAAACUGGAAUGGGAUCUCCAAUUGCUCACCAUUUUUUACUCGGGAGCAUUGGCCACAGCAGCAACAUUUUGCUUGAUAACGUGGGCAGUGUCCAAAAGGGGGCCCACAUAUCCUUCCAUGUUCAACCCGUUAUCCCUCAUUUUCGUCGCCAUCGCCGAAGCUCUUCUCCUAGCUUCCCCCAUCUCCCUUGGAAGCUUAAUUGGGAUGGUCCUCAUAAUUGUUGGGAUAUAUUAUUUCUUAUGGGCAAAGAGGAAAGAGGCAAAAGGCGCGGUGGUGGUAAUUACGACGACUAGUGCCGCCGUUGGGCAGGCAUCACAACCCACCGUGGCGGUGACACCACUCCCUCCGCACGGAUAUGGAGGAGAACUACCAAAUCAGCGAGCCUAGCUAGAUGUUAAAAAAUGACUUUUCCUUUUUCUUUUUUUUUCCCCUUUCAAGAGAAUGCUAAAUGUAGUAAUUUCAUUAUUUUCGCACGAAUGCAGUAGACACACACACACUCACUAAUUAAUGAAGCCAUAGUUGGAAAUUAAAAACCUUUUUUGGGUCCCCCUUUUCACUUUGUUUACGAAAUUAUAAAAGUCGUCAAGAACAACUGGGAGAAAUUAAUGUACAGUAUUAUUAUCUUUUUUGUCGGGAAUGACAUCUUCAUUGCUCAAUCAAGUCGUUGUUCAAAAACAAUAAAAAUAAAAUAAAAAUGUCGUUGUUCGGA